GCUGCAGAGUGAUUCGCGUGUAUUGUAGUAAGCGGCGAGGUUACAGCCAUAAAGCGAGAGAGAGAGAGAGAGAGAGGAGGGCGCUUAACAGGGAGGACGGACGGAGGCAAAAGCAGGUGGAUUGUAGCAUAAAGAACAAGGGCAAGAGAUCACAAUGCAAGCUCAUGAAUUGUUUAGGCAUCUGCGAAUGCCAGAACUCGAUGAUGUAAGGCAGUACGUGCGCACUCUUCCAACAAACACGCUGAUGGGAUUCGGUGCUUUUGCAGCUCUUACAACUUACUGGUAUGCCACAAGACCUAAAGCUCUGAAGCCACCAUGUGAUUUAGCAAUGCAGUCUGUGGAAGUAGAGGGUGAAGAGCAUGCCCGACGAUCGUCAUUACUUGACAGCGAUGAGCCAGUAAUAUACUACUAUGAUGAUGUGAGAACAGUUUAUGAUGUAUUGCAAAGGGGACUAUAUGUGUCAAACAAUGGCCCCUGUUUGGGUGUAAGAAAACCAAAUCAGCCAUAUGAAUGGAUCUCUUAUAAGGAGACCGCAGAAAGAGCAGAAUGCGUUGGUUCAGCACUUCUCAAUAAAGGCUUCAAACCAUCUCCUGAUCAGUACAUAGGAAUCUUUUCGCAGAACAGGCCUGAGUGGGUUAUCAUCGAACAAGGAUGCUACACUUAUUCUAUGGUGGCUGUACCCCUCUACGACACUCUUGGAACAGAAGCUAUCACUUUCAUUGUAAAUAAAGCUGAUCUAUCACUGGUUUUUUGUGAUAAGCCUGAAAAAGCUAAACUUCUGCUGGAUAGCGCUGAGAAGGGAGAAAUGUCAGUCCUCAAAACGAUUGUGAUCAUGGAUCCCUUUGACAGUGAGCUUGUGACUCGUGGAAAGAAAUGUGGGGUAGAUAUCAUCAGUAUGAAAGAAAUGGAGGCACUGGGGAGAGCCCACAAACACAAACCUGUACUUCCCAAACCAGAAGACCUAGCCAUAAUCUGUUUCACCAGUGGAACUACAGGAAAUCCCAAAGGAGCAAUGCUUACGCACAAAAAUAUAGUGAGCAAUAUGUCAGCAUUUGUGAAAGCUACAGAGAAAGCAGUUUUUCCUUGUACUGAAGAUACUUUAAUCUCCUUCUUGCCCCUGGCCCAUAUGUUUGAAAGAGUUGUGGAGUGUGUGAUUCUCUGCCAUGGAGCUCGGAUAGGAUUUUUCCAGGGAGACAUCCGGCUUCUUAUGGAUGAUUUGAAAACUUUGCAGCCUACAGUGUUCCCAGUUGUGCCAAGGCUGCUGAACAGAAUGUUUGACAAAAUCUUUGGCCAAGCAAAUACUUCAUUUAAGCGGUGGAUAUUGGAUUUUGCUUCCAGGAGGAAAGAGGCAGAACUUAGAAGUGGCAUAAUUAGAAAUAAUAGCCUGUGGGAUAAAAUGAUUUUCCGUAAAAUACAGGCAAAUCUGGGAGGAAAAGUGAGGCUUAUGAUUACAGGAGCAGCUCCUGUUUCUGCAAAUGUUCUGACCUUCUUAAGAGCAGCUCUUGGUUGUCAGUUUUAUGAAGGCUAUGGACAGACAGAAUGCACAGCUGGGAGUUCUCUAACAAUACCUGGAGACUGGACUGCUGGUCACGUUGGUGCCCCGAUGCCUUGCAAUCUCAUAAAGCUUGUUGAUGUGGAAGAAAUGAAUUAUUUUGCUGCCAAAGGAGAGGGUGAGGUUUGCAUAAAAGGGCCAAAUGUGUUCCAAGGGUAUCUGAAGGACCCUGAAAAGACUGCAGAAGUUCUCGACAAAGAUGGCUGGUUACACACUGGAGAUGUUGGGAAAUGGUUACCGAAUGGUACCCUAAAGAUAAUUGACAGGAAAAAACACAUAUUCAAACUUGCACAGGGAGAAUAUAUAGCACCAGAAAAAAUAGAAAAUGUAUAUAUGAGGAGUGAACCUGUUGCCCAGGUAUUUGUCCACGGUGAAAGCUUGCAGGCUUUCCUAAUAGGAAUUGUGGUACCAGAUCCAGAGGUGUUAUCCAGCUGGGCAAAGAGAAAAGGACUGGGAGGCACUUAUGAAGAACUAUGCAAAAACAAAGACAUCAAAAAACAUAUUCUGGAAGACAUACUGAAAGUUGGAAAAGACUUUGGCUUGAAGUCUUUUGAACAGGUCAAAGGCAUUGCCCUUCACCCAGAAAUGUUUUCUGUCGAAAAUGGCCUGCUAACACCAACAUUAAAGGCAAAGAGACCUGAGCUACGCAAAUACUUCAUGUCCCAGAUAGAAGAACUCUAUGCUAAUAUCCAGAUGUAACGGAGGCAAAACUGCUGGAGAGAACGGCACGUGCUAUUGACCGUCAUAUCUAUGAACUGACUACAGCAAACAUAGGGAUGAAAUCAGUGCAAUCAUUAAUGUGUACGCAAACUGGUACUCGACAUAGGAAAACGGAAGGAAAACGGAACACUGCCUUACUGUCCACUUGUGUUGCAGACCAUUUUUUAAUAGUGACAUACAACUUCCUCAAUGCGCCUUAAAAUGUAAAUGGUAUUUGUGUGAUUUGUAAGUUAUUUAAGACUUCCUCAGCCAAAAAUGUGACUCUCUCUCCAAGGCAUGUGAAGGGAUAUGUGUGUUGCUAGCACAUUUUAUUGUCUUUAGUAUAUUGUACAGCUAGAAGAUUUGGCAUAUGGAGGUUUUUAUUGUACCAUGUCAGAGGAACACUGAUAACAAAGUGUCCCUUAUUUGUUUUGGAUCUAGAACUUGGGUGGAAUCUUGGCUGCCUCAGUUCCUCAAUGACUAUUUGGAAGUUUUAUUUAAUUUCUGGGUGCUAACGCAACCAGCCACAUCACAAAUGAUCAGAUAUUGUAUCUUUAGAAUUAGUUAAGGAUGUCUUAUGCCCUUGGAAUCUAGAUGAAACUACCCAUGCAACAAAAGGUGUCAGCUUCAUGAGAUCCAGAGUUGGUUGGGCCAUAGUGGCACCAUGCUGUAGAACGCACGUGGAUGUUGAUGGAAUUCCAGUAUUGGGGCUAAUAGUCCCGUUCAUUUAUUGCCAGCCACUAGAUUGCUGUAGCAGAGCAGGCUUAACCAUGAUAACUUAACGUUUUGAUCUCUGUACAAAACUAGCUUCUGCCUCUCAUCCACUGAAUGCAGACUAUUGAGGAAAUAAAAGUGAGGAUCCUAAAUGAAAUUGGUAGGGCAAAGAGUGAAAAUGUUUGGCUAAGUAUGCAAGAGAGGCAGGAAAUGGGAUGUGGUUUUAACAAGGGAUAUAUUUCAUUGGGGGUUGGGAAGGAGAUUUGAGUUACCAUACAUCUACAUCUUUAUAUCUUUCUUUGGGGGUGGGGUGGAGGUGGAAUUGAGAUGCCUUGUAGUAACCCAUGCUUGAGUUUUCCCCCCCAUAUAGCAGUCAUUAAUCCCUGUUAAAUAUAUGUAAACAAGCACAACAAAGUUUGCACUAAAGAUUGUGUGAUUGUAAUGCACUACCCAGUUGCAGAAUUUCAUACAUGUGUACCAUAACUGCACACCAGUAUCCAAACCAAUACUCCUAGAGUAUUAAGUCACUUGUUACAUUGGCGUUCAAAUGUUUGCUUAGUGUUGGCUAUUUCUAUAUUUUAUAAACCAAAAUUUCCAAAAACCAAUGAAGGAAACCAAAAUAAAUAUUUCUGAAUUUAA
Elgaria multicarinata webbii is the source of this 3604-nucleotide messenger RNA. RefSeq names its product acyl-CoA synthetase long chain family member 1 (gene ACSL1). Gene Ontology annotation, cellular component: endoplasmic reticulum; membrane. Bases 155 to 2251 code for a protein of 698 amino acids. Gene Ontology annotation, biological process: long-chain fatty acid metabolic process. Gene Ontology annotation, molecular function: long-chain fatty acid-CoA ligase activity. The record is from RefSeq and is a predicted model, not a curated record. NCBI's taxonomy places the organism in Eukaryota, Metazoa, Chordata, Lepidosauria, Squamata, Anguidae. The transcript has 21 exons.